Messenger RNA from Gastrolobium bilobum, 1721 nucleotides. Its product is annotated as dof zinc finger protein DOF1.4-like. Bases 1 to 1026 code for a protein of 341 amino acids. The record is from RefSeq and is a predicted model, not a curated record. Gene Ontology annotation, molecular function: DNA-binding transcription factor activity; DNA binding. The transcript is spliced from 2 exons. Lineage: Eukaryota; Viridiplantae; Streptophyta; Magnoliopsida; Fabales; Fabaceae. Gene Ontology annotation, biological process: regulation of DNA-templated transcription.
AUGUUGGGUAAAUGUGAGAAAAUGGUAGUCACCCCUCCGACAAUGACUAAAAAAUGGACACAGAGUGAGAUAGAUGAUCAUAAGCUCUCGAUGGCUUCCUCUAGUAGGGUUAUGGAAAAACCAGGUCAAGAGCUUCAACAGCAGCAACAACAAGCCCUCAAUUGCCCUCGUUGUGACUCAUCAAACACCAAGUUCUGCUACUACAACAACUACAGCUUGUCACAGCCAAGGUACUUCUGCAAAGCCUGCAAGCGAUACUGGACAAAAGGUGGAACUCUGAGGAACGUUCCCGUUGGCGGUGGUUGCAGAAAAAACAAGCGUGUCAAACGCCCCACCUCCUCCACCAUUGACAACACUGCUUCUCCUUCUUCUUCUUCCAAUCCUAGUGCCAAUUCAAACCCUCCUUCUCAACCCCAGAUCGAUAGUACCGCUUCCACCUCAAAUCACAUCAAUCCAUUUUUUUAUGGGUUACCCACUAACUCUUAUGAUGUCAUGAAUCUUCAGUUUCCAAAGUUUAACUCUGGAGUCUCGAGUUCUGGGUAUGAUCUUCAGCCUCAGCUGAAUGCCCUUGGAUUAGGUUUCACAUCAGGGAUUAUGUCCAGUGAAGUUAGUCAUAAUGGUUACCGAAAUGGGUUUACUUCAAAUAACACUUUCCUUUCUCCUUAUAAUUCAAUCUUUGGUUCUUCUUCAACUUCUAUGGUUUCUACUCCUGCUAUGGCUUCCAUGCUGAACUCUACUCUAGUACAACAAAAGUUCAUCAAAGAUGGUCCAAGUAGCAACACUUUCCGGUGCUUAGCCCCGCUAGAAGAGCUGCAAAUGGAAGGUAAUAAUAUUGAGGCAGGGAUGAUGGAUUCAAAAGAAGUGAAAGUUGAAGAACAAAACAAGUUAGAGUUGAAUGGUGCUUGCCAAAAUCAGAUCGAACAUAUGGGCCUGUCUGAUCCUUCAUUUUAUUGGAACACAACAACAACUUUGAGUGCUUGGAAUGAUCAGCCUAAUAUUGGUCCUUCAGUAACAUCUCUGAUCUAGAAAGAAGAAGCAUCGUUUUGAAAUGUCUCUCUCUCCCUCGUUUAAGGUCAUGUUUUGGUUCUUUUCUUUUUAUUACUGCCACUUUUUUUUCUUUUGGGUCAAAAUGGGUUACUUAAUUACAUUGAGAAAGAAGAAAGAUACUUAAAGAUGGGAGGAGUUUGGGAUCGGAGUGAUCAUGUCAGCUGCAAAUAUAUUACACUUCAGCCUCUUAAUUUUAUGUGUCAAGGUUGAGAAUUCCUUAUAUUGCGCUGAGAGGAACCUCGGAUCCUCUUCUUCCAUCGAUCAUCGUCUGCACAGUCUUCCCUGUGGAGAUCAAAGGAGAUCCUUUGAUGGAUGCAAGUUCUUCAUAGUUGAGUAAGUUGGUCUUUCAUUAAUUUUGUAAUGUAUAUAUAUGCAAUGACAUGUCCUUUUUCCCUACUUUCUAAUGUAUUUUGAUUAGUUCGAUGGCGUGGGGGAUUUACUUGGAAUAUGCUAGCUGCUGUCCUUAAUGAAAGGAGCUAAUAUUGGUUUCAUUUUUGUUAAAUUUCUCAUGUCUGUUAAUGGGAGAUUAUUGGGGGUAUAAUAAUGGUAUAGGGGAGGGAGGUUAUUUACUUGGAUUUGUGUGAUUAAUGUAAGUGGGGUUGGUUUGGGGUCAUAUGUUCAACUUUGUGAUUCCUCUCAUCUAUUGAUGAUUCUAAUUAAGAAACUUUGGUCCA